GUCUCUCUUUCCAUCAAAGGCAGGAAGGCAGGAGACGCUUUGCUGUCAUCAUCUAGAUAACUGCUGCAGAAUAGACAAUGACGAUAACUUUCCUCCCUUAUAGUGAUUUCGAAAAGACUGCUCGUUGUUUGGACGAUCAGAGACUGAGUUCUUCCAAGAAAGAAGGAUGGAUCAUUUUGAGGGCACUUCGAAUGUCGGACGAACCCAAAUACGCGUGUGUUAGCAAGGCUGGCUAUUGUCUCAUGUGGAAAGGAUACGAAGAUGCCCUGGUUUGCUACUUGAAUGUGUUAAUGUUGGAAUGGGCGAGACGAGGCAAGAAUAACGACAAGAUCAGGCCGUUCCAGAAAGACAACGGAUUGGAUGUCGACAUGAAGACCACGGUCAUGCCACCAUGGCUGGGCUACGAGAUACUUCAUUCCUAUCAUCGACAUGCUCUCUUGGCCAAAAAUCAAGCGCAUUACCAGGAAUUUGAAUGGAAAGAAGACGGAAAGGACUACAUUGGUUCUUACAUGUGGCCCGUAGAACUGGAGGAUGCUACUUGGAUAUUGCGAUGGCCAAAGGCGACAAAACGAGAUCCAAUCCCCGUCAUUACCGUCUGCGCUUCUCCCCCGAGAAGCAUGCGAAAACGUGAACCUCGAGUUGUGACACCGACCACUGAACGUCCAAUGAAGAAACGAACCAAACAAACAGAAGAACAAACUGGCAGCAAUAAACGACGAAUGACGCUGAGAAGUGAUGCUAGACGGUCCACUCGAAGUCAAGGAAAGUAGAGUCUAGAAGUAUGAUAAAGAUGGAUUUUUCAGACGCUUCUAGAAAGUUGCAUGUAAAUGCUCAGACAGAUUCAA
Molecule: messenger RNA, 845 nt
Organism: Seminavis robusta
Lineage: Eukaryota; Bacillariophyta; Bacillariophyceae; Naviculales; Naviculaceae
Source: the annotation of a GenBank genome assembly